Messenger RNA from Pleuronectes platessa (European plaice), 723 nucleotides. RefSeq names its product lin-28 homolog B (C. elegans) (gene lin28b). Lineage: Eukaryota; Metazoa; Chordata; Actinopteri; Pleuronectiformes; Pleuronectidae. Bases 1 to 723 code for a protein of 240 amino acids. Gene Ontology annotation, molecular function: zinc ion binding; nucleic acid binding. The record is from RefSeq and is a predicted model, not a curated record. The transcript has 3 exons.
AUGAUCCUAACCCGCUCUCUCGUCCCCUUGUCUCCAGGAGGGCCGGGUAGAGGUGGCGGAGAAGAGCCCGCCGCCGAGCAGGAGGACCGGCCGCGGCCUCACGUCCUGUCGGGAACCGGCUUCUGCAAGUGGUUCAACGUCCGGAUGGGCUUUGGAUUUAUCUCACUGACGAGCAGCGACGGGAGCCCGGUCGAUCCGCCCCUGGAUGUGUUCGUCCACCAAAGCAAACUGGUGAUGGAGGGCUUCCGCAGCUUAAAGGAGGGUGAGCAGGUGGAGUUCACCUAUAAGAAGUCCUCUAAGGGCCUGGAGUCCCUGCGGGUGACGGGACCAGGUGGGGGACCCUGCUCCGGCAGCGAGAGGAGACCCAAGGGGAAGGUCCCGCUCCCGAAACGCAAACCAAAGGUAGACCGCUGUUAUAACUGUGGAGGUCUGGAUCACCACGCCAAGGAGUGUGGCCUGCCCCCCCAGCCAAAGAAAUGCCACUACUGCCAGAGCAUUACGCACAUGGUGGCUCAGUGCCCCCACAAGGCGCUGGCGCCCCCCACAGGCUCUCAGGACCAACACGCGUCUACCUCGGCCACCAGCCCAGGGGCCGGGCCCUACCUCGGCCCCCAGGAGGAGGAGGAGCGCUCCGGCUCCUCUCCCCUGGAGGGCUCCUCCUCCUCCCCCGAGGAGGCCCACACACACCGCGGCCCCCGGACCCAGAGGUGGAGGAAAUCCUGA